Messenger RNA from Rhizophagus irregularis DAOM 181602=DAOM 197198, 484 nucleotides. Lineage: Eukaryota; Fungi; Glomeromycota; Glomeromycetes; Glomerales; Glomeraceae. The record is from RefSeq and is a predicted model, not a curated record.
AUGGGAUUAACCGUUUUAAGUGGUUUUUAUUCGAUUUUACUUUUAGCUUCAUUGAUACCUUCAGUUACUGAGAAAAUUGAUAAUGAUAUGACAGCCAACAAUCAAACCAUUACAUUUCUUGAUUUUGCCCCUGCAUUUUUUGGUACAAUGCUCUUUAUGAUUUUUGGAACAACAAAAUCAGCAGCAAUCUUUCUUCCAUGUUGUUAUUAUAUUCCUCCAAGUGAACGUAAAAGACAAAGAUCAAUGAUAAGUCAACAAUAUGAAAAUUCUUCAAUAAGAUCUCGUAUAAAUGAUUCUAUUGAAUUAGAUGUAAUAAUUAAACAAGAUAGUUCUGGAAUUAAACAAGAAAUUUCUGGAACCGAAUCAAUAUUUGAAUCAAAUUUUGCAACGGUUUCAACUAGGAAUUCAAUACUUGAAGAUUAAUAAUAAUGAUGAUAAACAAAAAAACAAACAUCGUAAAUUUGUAAAAAGAAAAAAAGUAAAU